This is a messenger RNA of Odobenus rosmarus divergens (Pacific walrus), 2601 nucleotides long. RefSeq names its product kelch-like protein 13-like (gene KLHL13). Gene Ontology annotation, cellular component: Cul3-RING ubiquitin ligase complex. Gene Ontology annotation, molecular function: cullin family protein binding; ubiquitin-protein transferase activity. The transcript is spliced from 7 exons. The record is from RefSeq and is a predicted model, not a curated record. Bases 407 to 2356 code for a protein of 649 amino acids. Gene Ontology annotation, biological process: regulation of cytokinesis; protein ubiquitination. Lineage: Eukaryota; Metazoa; Chordata; Mammalia; Carnivora; Odobenidae.
AGAAGGGGAGGGCAGCAUUGAAUUAGAUUGUUGAUAGCGUCCCUCCGAGGACUGCUAUUAAGAGCACGCCACUCUGUACUUCUCUGCUGCAGAAGACAGAGUGAUAUUCGUGUUACCACAGCAUGUUGAAAACGGAUGAGAUUCUGCUCAUCCCGGCUUGGAAAUAAGAAUAGGGAAAGGAGAGCAACUUGAAUCAGAAGCCGCUAGAAGAGCGUGCAGAGUGCUGCAGCAGUUUAUACUUGUUCUUACAUUUUGCCUUCUUCUAACUGGAAAACAGAGAGACUGGCAUUUUUUAAACGGGCUUUUCCCAUAAUGGCAUUCUUUUAUUGUGUGGCCAGAGCUUGUGCGGGAGGAAAGCGGGCUGCCGAAUUUAGUCACUGAUCUCUAUUAGCUGUGGCCUAAGGCUAUGCUGAGGUUUAUAUCCCAUUUGUAUUGUUGCAGCUCAAAAGAAGAAUGUUCAGAGGAUGACAAGUGUAUUCUGAGUAGAUCUCUAGUGGAAGAGGAAGACCAACACAUGAAAUUGUCCCUUGGAAGCAGCGAAAUGGGUCUCUCAUCCCAUCUGCAGUCUUCCAAGGCAGGAACCACACGCAUCUUUACCAGCAAUACCCACAGUUCUGUGGUGUUACAGGGCUUUGACCAGCUUCGACUUGAAGGAUUGCUUUGUGAUGUGACUCUGAUGCCAGGCGACACAGAUGACGCCUUCCCUGUGCAUAGAGUCAUGAUGGCCUCUGCUAGUGAUUACUUCAAGGCGAUGUUCACAGGUGGAAUGAAAGAACAAGAUUUAAUGUGCAUUAAGCUUCAUGGUGUGAGCAAAGUCGGCUUAAGGAAAAUUAUUGAUUUCAUUUAUACUGCAAAGCUUUCUCUUAACAUGGACAACCUUCAAGACACACUGGAAGCUGCCAGUUUUCUUCAGAUUCUGCCGGUUUUGGACUUCUGCAAAGUAUUUCUCAUAUCUGGGGUGACUUUAGACAACUGUGUGGAAGUUGGUCGGAUUGCCAACACCUACAAUCUGACAGAAGUGGAUAAAUACGUCAACAGUUUUGUCCUGAAGAAUUUUCCUGCAUUGCUGAGCACUGGGGAGUUCUUGAAACUCCCUUUCGAGCGUCUCGCCUUUGUGCUUUCCAGUAAUAGCCUUAAGCACUGCACUGAACUUGAGCUCUUUAAGGCUACCUGUCGCUGGCUACGCCUAGAAGAGCCUCGGAUGGACUUUGCUGCAAAAUUAAUGAAGAACAUACGAUUUCCACUGAUGACACCGCAGGAGCUCAUUAAUUAUGUGCAAACCGUGGAUUUCAUGAGAACUGACAAUACCUGUGUGAAUCUCCUUUUGGAAGCCAGCAAUUACCAAAUGAUGCCGUACAUGCAGCCAGUGAUGCAGUCAGACAGGACUGCCAUUCGGUCUGACACCACUCAUUUGGUCACGCUUGGAGGAGUGCUGAGGCAGCAGCUGGUUGUCAGCAAGGAAUUGCGCAUGUAUGAUGAAAAGGCCCAUGAAUGGAAAUCGUUAGCCCCCAUGGAUGCCCCAAGGUACCAGCAUGGCAUCGCUGUCAUUGGAAAUUUCCUCUAUGUCGUCGGUGGACAGAGUAAUUAUGACACAAAAGGAAAAACGGCGGUCGAUACAGUCUUCAGAUUUGAUCCUCGCUACAAUAAAUGGAUGCAGGUUGCGUCUUUAAAUGAAAAGCGCACCUUCUUCCACCUAAGUGCCCUCAAAGGAUAUCUGUAUGCUGUCGGUGGGCGAAAUGCAGCUGGUGAACUGCCCACAGUGGAGUGUUACAAUCCAAGAACAAAUGAGUGGACCUACGUUGCCAAAAUGAGCGAACCCCACUAUGGCCAUGCUGGGACUGUGUAUGGAGGAGUCAUGUAUAUUUCAGGAGGAAUCACUCAUGACACUUUCCAAAAGGAGCUCAUGUGCUUUGACCCUGAUACUGACAAGUGGAUCCAGAAGGCGCCGAUGACCACCGUCAGAGGCCUGCACUGCAUGUGUACGGUGGGCGAGAGGCUCUACGUCAUCGGUGGCAAUCACUUCCGAGGCACAAGUGAUUAUGAUGAUGUCCUAAGCUGUGAAUACUACUCACCUAUCCUUGACCAGUGGACCCCAAUUGCUGCCAUGCUAAGGGGGCAGAGUGAUGUUGGGGUUGCAGUCUUUGAAAAUAAGAUCUACGUGGUCGGUGGGUAUUCCUGGAAUAAUCGCUGUAUGGUGGAGAUAGUGCAGAAAUAUGACCCCGAUAAAGAUGAGUGGCAUAAGGUGUUCGAUCUCCCAGAGUCCCUCGGUGGCAUCCGAGCUUGUACCCUCACGGUUUUCCCGCCCGAAGAAACCACACCAUCACCUUCUAGAGAGUCCCCCCUUUCUGCACCUUAGGAUCAUCCCCCUACAACUAAGAUGCUCUAGUCCUAUCUUUGCAACGUGUCAAGAAUUCUCUUCUUUUGCACCCCCUUUAGUAGUGUAUGUUAGGGUUAGCCUCCAGUCAUUGAUACAGAUAUUGGAAAAAAAGACAACAUUGAUGUUUCUGUGCUGUUUGUUUGGCUUAGAGUGUUUAUAAAGUGGUAACAAAACCAUUCUGGAAAUGUAUCCCAUUGAAGCUGAUGUUUAACAUACAAAAAACA